Molecule: messenger RNA, 2075 nt
Organism: Heterocephalus glaber (naked mole-rat)
Lineage: Eukaryota; Metazoa; Chordata; Mammalia; Rodentia; Bathyergidae
Gene: C9
Product: complement C9
Biological process (GO): complement activation
Cellular component (GO): membrane attack complex
Molecular function (GO): protein binding
Source: RefSeq, a predicted model, not a curated record
UGUCCUCUGGCCCUUUGGAAAUCAAUGUACAGGACCUGACAGGCCACCCCAGAGAAGCUGCCCAACAAGGCAGCAUGUCCCCUCGCAGGAGCUUUGCCUGCAUGAUCUGCAUUUUAGAAAUAAGUGGCUUCAUCUUAGGGUCCACUCUUAGCCAACAAGUAAUACAAAGUGAUGGCUCUCCGUUGCCCAGAGACUGCCGAAUGAGUGCCUGGAGUGAAUGGUCAGAGUGUGAUCCUUGCCUUAAACUACAGUUUCGCUCAAGGAGCAUUGAGAGUUUUGGACAGUUUAAUGGAAAACGUUGCAUGGAUGCCCUAGGAGACAAACAGCAGUGUGUUCCCACGGAGCCUUGCCUGGAGGCCGAGGAUGACUGUGGAUAUGACUUUCAGUGCAGCACAGGCAGAUGCAUAAAGAAGCGGCUUCUGUGUAAUGACGACAAUGACUGCGGUGACUUUUCAGAUGAGGAUGACUGUGACAGUGAUCCCCGGUCCCCCUGCCGCAACCGAGUGGUAGAGGAGUCUGAGCUGGUGCGAACAGCAGGCAAAGGGAUCAAUAUUUUAGGGAUGGAUCCCCUAGACACACCGUUUGACAAUGAAUUCUACAAUGGACUCUGUGACCGGGUUCGGGAUGGAAACACUUUGACAUACUACCGAAAACCCUGGAAUGUGGCUUCUUUGGCCUAUGAUACCAAAGCUGAUGAAACCCUCAGAGCAGAAUAUUAUGAAGAACAGCUUCAAGCCUUCCAAAGAAUUAUCCAAGAACAAACAUCAGGUUUUCAUUUAGCUCUAAAAUUUAUACCCACUGAAGUUGAUACAAGUAAAAAUGAAGUUUCUCAGAGAACAAACUCUUCAGAUCAACAAAAUGACCCAAAUACUUUUCAAUUUUCAUAUUCCAAAAGUGAAACUUAUCAAAAGUUAUUGUCGUAUUCUUCAAAGAAGGAAAAAAUGUUUCUGCAUGUGAAAGGAGAAAUUCAACUGGGUAGAUUUGUGAUGAGAACCCGAGAUGUCAUGCUGACAGCAACAUUCUUGGAGGAUAUAAAAGCUCUGCCAGCUACUUAUGCAAAGGGAGAAUAUUUUGCAUUUUUGGAAAUGUAUGGAACCCACUUCAGUAAAUCUGGGUCUCUAGGAGGACUGUAUGAACUAAUAUAUGUUUUGGAUAAAGCUUCCAUGAAAGAGCACGGUUUUGAAUUAAAUGAUAUAAAGAGAUGCCUCGGGUAUAAUCUGGACUUAUCUCUAAGUAUCACUGGAAACACCGCUGAACCUGACCUCACAGCACAAUUGGAUUAUAGUAACUGUGUGAAGAGGGGUGAAGGUAAAGCGGUAAACAUCAGCCGAGAUCAACUCAUUGAUGAUGUUAUUUCACUCAUAAAAGGAGGAACCCAUCUGUAUGCCUUGCAACUGAAGGAAAAGCUUCUCAAAGGUCCCAAGACAAUUGAUAUGACUGACUUUGUGAAUUGGGCCUCUUCCUUAAAUCAAGCUCCAGUGCUCAUUAGCCAGAAAUUGGCUCCUAUAUAUAAUCUGGUUCCUGUGAAAAUGAAAGAUUCACACCUUAAGAAACAAAAUUUGGAAAGAGCCAUUGAAGACUAUGUCAAUGAAUUCAGUGUAGAAAAAUGCCACCCCUGCCAGAAUGGAGGCACUGUGGUUCUGCUAGAUGGGCAGUGCCUGUGUUCCUGCGCAUUCCAAUUUGAAGGAAUGGCCUGUGAAAUCAGUAAGAAGAAAAUACCCUAAUUAAGGAUUACCAGUCCCUUUCCCUGCUCCUAAUAAAACAGAGCUGUUGGCUACCCUGGACUCAUAUGGAACAAAAAACUGCCAGGACUUUCAAAUUUAAGAUCCUGCCCCUGGAGAUAGUCCUCUCUGCCAAGUACAAUGCAACAUGCUUCAUAAAAAUGCUACCGACCUCUGAAGUCUCUUCUCUCUUAGGUCUACAAUUCCCCCCACCCAUCCAUGUAAUGUUUCCAUUCUUUAUUCCUUAAUAAAGAGUCAGCAGCUAAAUAUGCCAGCACUGCUUUUUCCCAUAGGCAAUGCAAAUCCCUUGCUAAUAAAACAAAAUUAAAUUAAAAACAAAAUGUUGUUUUAAAA